AUGGCUGAGCUUAAGCCCUGUGCCAUGGCCAGACAUGGAGACUUUGGUUUGAGAAGACAGGAUUUCAGCCCCUCAGCUGGGAAUCCCAUGCUCAAGGGCAGCAGCAUCAUAGGACAUGGCAUAUUGGGAAAUUGCUGGUCUCAGCCAGGAUUAGAUGCCAAACUGAAAGACAGCAUAACUGGUCUUAUUCCUCCUUGCUCCUCUGUUUGUUUGGAAGAUUUUCCACACACACACAGACCUGAGGUCUCCCUGGCCCAUUGGAAAGUGGCUGUUGGUGCCAGAACUCAGGGUCACACAUUCCCUGUGGCACAGAAGGAAGCAAAUAUCUCCAGUGACCAAGUAGACCACCAGCAACCUCUGUCCACCCCACCUAGUCCUCAUGAUGUCUUUAACUCAAGCUUUAGCUUCAUUCAACUUUCUCUCCAAUGUGCUGGGGAGCGGGGAGAAGCUGAAGGUUGCCUACCCACCAGGGAGAGAGAGCCCCCCUGCCAAAGUUCCACAGAGGUACGAGCAGAAAAUACCAGUGUGGAUGAAUUGGUCAGGAGGCAGGGCAGUAUAGGAGCCUGUGAGGACCAGAGAAGCAUUUCUCAGCCUUGUAGUUGUAGGACUGCUCGAGACCAAGUGGGCACCGCUCUGGCUACAAGCAGCAAUAACCAGCCUGAGAAGGAGGUUUUUUCUUUCUUAGAUACUGAUGCAGUGAUCUCCUGUUCCCCGGAUUCCUCCUCUGUGGGUUCUUCAGUUACCUCAGGCUAUGAGAGCAACAUCAUGGCAAGUGAUCACAGCUGGGACACCCUGGUCAAGAAAUAUGAGCCAGUGCUGAUGGGCUGCCUUCUGAGCAACCAGGCUCUGCUAAAGAUAAAAUCCUUGAUGUUUAAGCUUCAAAAACUUCUGGAAAAAGCAGUAGAAGAAGAUAAUUAUGACAAAGCUGAAGAAUUAAAACAAAAAUUAGAAGACUUGGCAAAAGAAAAGAGCACCCUAAAGUUUCAGCUUCCUUCAAGACAUCCAUCCAUUAGUUCAUUUCUGGACCGUUUUGGAGCCCAAGUCCAAUCUGCUCUCCACUGGGCUACACAUAAGGUCAGCAGUGAAGAAACCCAACCACAGCUCAGAAUGGAGCUGAACCUCUCAGAAUUUGCAGCUCAGGACAGACUCCAGGUUUCCAUCACCAGGAGAGAUUGGCUUCUUCAAGAAAAGCAGCAAUUGCAGAAGGAAAUCGAAGGCCUCCAAGCAAGGAUGUCUGUGCUUGAAGCAAAAGAUCAACAAUUAAGACGGGAAAUAGAAGAGCAAGAGAAGUUCAUACAAUUGCAGGACUGUGAGCUGACUUCCUUGCUGGGCUGUGUGCCCCUGGGAGAACUGCAGGAGGUCAGGAAAGCCUUGGAUGACACACUAGCCUCAUCCUAUCAGAUUCCAAUUAGUCUGGAGCUCCCUGGAACUAUGAAGAGCCUCCAAGAGAGGGAACAGUCACUCAACUUGGCCAUUAAAGAAACUACUUCUAAGGUUUGUACAAGUCAGAAACUCUGCAGUACCUUGAGGAGGAAAGUGAAUGAAAUUGAGACCCAACUACCAACCUUGCUUGAAGCCAAAAUGCUUGCUGUUUCAGGGAAUAGCUUCUCAACAGCCAAGGAUCUUAUGGAGGAGAUUAGGUCGUUAACAUCUGAGAAAGAAGGGCUGGAGGGCCUGAUCAACAAGCUGUUGGUACUGAGUGCCAGGAAUGUCAGGAAAUUGGAGAGAAUUAAAGAAGAUUACAACAGACUGAGACUAGAUCUGGAGCAGGGGGAGACUGCCUAUGAGAACAGUGUGAAGGAAAAUACUGUGAAGUACAUGGAAAUACUGGAAGAUAAAUUGUGCUGCUGCCCCUGUCAGCUACUAGAAAGAGUGUGGGAAGCUGAUUUGGAAGCUUGUCAGCUCUUCAUCCAGGGUUUCCAACUUCAGGAGGCCAGCAGCUGUGCUUCGGAAGGAGAGGAGAUUCGGAUAAAUGACUUAGAGAUGACUACUCCUGCUCCUGCCCCUGCUGCAUCUAUCCUCCCCAGACCAACUUCAGAAGAUGGGCUGAAACCCUUUUGUCAACCAGCUGAAGAGUGGCAGGCUAUCCUGUACCCCACCAUUCAGUGUGAUGGCUGUGAACAGAAAGAGGAAUCUUACAUUAUUUCUCUAGAACUGGGAGAAAAAUGUGAAGCCAUCAGAGAAAAGUUAUUGUAUUUGGAAGAUCAACUUCAUGCUGCAAUCUAUAGCCAUGAUGAAGGUCUUGUUCAGUCCCUCAAGAGGGAGAUCCAGAUGGUGAAGGAAACUCUGCAGGCCAUGAUUGUGCAGCUCCAGCCAGCAGAGGCCGGAGACUUCCUGUGUGACAGCUGGUGUCCAGAAAACCCGGGCUGGACAAGUGAUGGGGGAGGUGGGAGAGGAGACAGUUUCACAGUUUCAUAA
This is a messenger RNA of Gracilinanus agilis (Agile Gracile Mouse Opossum), 2418 nucleotides long. RefSeq names its product DISC1 scaffold protein (gene DISC1). The transcript is spliced from 13 exons. The record is from RefSeq and is a predicted model, not a curated record. Gene Ontology annotation, cellular component: mitochondrion; centrosome; microtubule. Bases 1 to 2418 code for a protein of 805 amino acids. Gene Ontology annotation, biological process: neuron migration; cilium assembly. Lineage: Eukaryota; Metazoa; Chordata; Mammalia; Didelphimorphia; Didelphidae.